Messenger RNA from Alternaria postmessia, 657 nucleotides. RefSeq lists its product as uncharacterized. The transcript has 2 exons. NCBI's taxonomy places the organism in Eukaryota, Fungi, Ascomycota, Dothideomycetes, Pleosporales, Pleosporaceae. The coding region runs from base 1 to 657 and encodes 218 amino acids. The record is from RefSeq and is a predicted model, not a curated record.
AUGAAGAUCAACCCCGCUCCUUUCCACCUGGCACAGGCCAUCAUCACAGGUCUCGUCGUCGUCUUCAGCAUAUGUAUUCUUGGCACUUCGGCAUACACUCUGGAUGUCUUCAACAGGCAACAUCUCACGAACCCUUGGUGGGCACCGAUGUGGCCUCAGCAUUUCGACGUUCAGGGUACCAAAGCACUCAUCGCGUCGUCCGUCGUGACACUGGUUCUCUGUGGUGCAUUCUUGAUCGCAUCAUUUGUGCCUCAGCUUGCCCUUCGCCAGAAGUACACUCUCCGCGCCCUCCUUUCCCUCGCCACUCUCCUUCCUACUCUUCUCCUUACUCUGAUUACGACGAUCUGGGCACACAUGCUCAACAACAACGCUCCGGAAGUUGAUACCAUCCAAACCUGGACCUGCAAGAUGCAGAACUCGCAACCGCUUGCUCAGGAUUUGCCGGGCGAUAUCGCUAUGCCGGCUGGCAUGGGAAACGGAGACUUCAAGACGCUUUGUGGAGCCAGCAAGUUCGCGCUUAUUGGCACGCUCAUUGUAUUCUUGCUUGUAGGCGCAAGCAUGGCUGUUACGGUUAUCACUUGGAUGGCGGAUAAGUGGGCAGCAAGGCAACAAAGGAAGGAAGUUGAGAUGGGCAACAUUCCUGUGCCUACAUCGUAA